AUGGGUCCAACAGGGAAUAAGCCAGACGCUUCUCCCAGGGCCCAUCGCAUGAUGCCACCCUUCCUACUGGCCAAGACAGACAACACUUCCAUGAACCACUCCUCCAGCAAAGAUGAGAGCAAGGCCACAUGGGGUAUCAACAUCAUGAAGAAGGCCAAGAAGACCGGCCCCAAGGUGUUUGGAGUACGACUAGAGGACUGUCAACCUGCCGUCAACAACAAGUUUGUCCCUCUGAUCGUGGAGUUGUGCUGUGGGCUGGUGGAGAGCUUGGGUCUGGAGUACACUGGUGUUUACAGGGUACCGGGAAACAACGCCAUGGUAUCCAGCCUUCAGGAGCAGCUCAACAAGGGUUUGGAGAUCAACUUCACAGAGGAGUGGGAAAGAAGGUAA
This is a messenger RNA of Esox lucius (northern pike), 390 nucleotides long. RefSeq names its product rho GTPase-activating protein 23-like. The record is from RefSeq and is a predicted model, not a curated record. NCBI's taxonomy places the organism in Eukaryota, Metazoa, Chordata, Actinopteri, Esociformes, Esocidae. Gene Ontology annotation, biological process: signal transduction. The transcript has 5 exons. The coding region runs from base 1 to 390 and encodes 129 amino acids.